Lampris incognitus (smalleye Pacific opah) is the source of this 1512-nucleotide messenger RNA. It is a transcript of the gene tomm20b, whose product is annotated as translocase of outer mitochondrial membrane 20b. Gene Ontology annotation, biological process: protein targeting; tRNA import into mitochondrion; protein import into mitochondrial matrix. Gene Ontology annotation, cellular component: mitochondrial outer membrane; mitochondrial outer membrane translocase complex. The record is from RefSeq and is a predicted model, not a curated record. Lineage: Eukaryota; Metazoa; Chordata; Actinopteri; Lampriformes; Lampridae. The coding region runs from base 272 to 712 and encodes 146 amino acids. Gene Ontology annotation, molecular function: transmembrane protein transporter activity. The transcript has 5 exons.
GCAGUCUACUUAAUUUCUUUUAGACAUAAAAACAAAAAUGAAUUAAGAGUCUUGAAUUCCACACUAAUCAUCCGUUCUGAAGGCAGUGUACUUCUUGUCUGAGUUUAAAAUAGUCUCAGUUUCCAUUCAGGCGUUUAGGACGACCUCACCUGGCGGGGUCCUUCUGGGUCCUUCUCUGCCCUGUGCCGACGUCCUGACAUAAUCCACUCCACAAAUAAACCGUUUAAUUACUCCUAACCUAUCAACAAACCAACAAGCCUUUUCCGAAGGUAUGAUGGGCGGUAGGUCGAGCACGAUAGCCGCUGGGGUUUGCGGGGCUCUGUUUGUGGGAUACUGUAUUUAUUUCGACAGGAAAAGACGUAGUGACCCCAACUUCAAGAACAGACUGCGAGAACGGAGGCGAAAGCAGAAGGUUGCCAAAGAAAGGGCAGGCCUCUCAAAGCUUCCUGACCUGAAAGAUGCAGAGGCGGUACAGAAAUUCUUCUUGGAGGAGAUCCAGCUUGGAGAGGAGCUGCUGGCUCAAGGAGACUAUGAGAACGGUGUGGACCACCUGACCAAUGCCAUUGCAGUGUGUGGUCAGCCACAACAGCUGCUGCAAGUGCUGCAGCAGACCUUGCCCGCGCCCGUCUUCCAAAUGCUGCUCACUAAACUGCCCACUAUCAGCCAGCGGAUCGUGAAUGCACAGAGUCUGAGUGAGGACGAUAUAGAAUGAGAGUGAAGAAGAUGGAGCCUCCUUCCACACGACUCCUCCAAAUUCUCUCCAUGUGAACCUCCCUCUAUCCUGGCCUGUCAUUGAAAUCAUGCUCUAUCUCCGAGGCCAAACUCACCACUCCACCAAGGUGUCCCAAGGGAAUUUUCUUUUUUUACUCUCGUCUAUCACACUAGUCUUUUUUUAAAACGAUGUCACCCAUAUUUGGGUAUUGAAAUAUACGUACAUCCAAAACAAACAACAAAAAAAGAAAUAAGAGCCCGUCCAGGUCCCGCUGUCAUAAGUUAUUAGUUGUUUUGUGAAGGAGCAAAGCAUUGCUAACUGGAUGAUUUUUUUUUGACUCCCCCACCCUGUUUUCAGGGCAGUAUAGCAAACCUGUGUUUAAGCAGAGUAAAGUCCGUCAGUCAAUUCCUGCAACUGUCACCUCACGGGUUUACAAUCAUUAAACCAAGCUGUCUUUGUGGUGGGCUAUAGACAGUAAGUGAACAAAUCGUCUGAAAUGCUUCAAAAUAUUUAUUAUUAUUUUUUUGUUGCCAAUCUUCUUGCAGGUCUUGACUGAGAAACAUGUUUUAAGGUGAUGGGAUGUUUCAUUUCUGUUCAUUUUAACUAAGGGGCUUGCCCUCUUUCAAAAAAAAAAAAAUUAAAAAAGGCAAAACAAAUGCCGAGUUGUGUGUUCGUUUCUUUUAUACGUGUUUCAAAUAAGUGUUGUUAUGACUUGGAGGUGGAGGUUCAAUAAGUUCAGUUUAUUGAAAGACAAGUGUACACACUAAGAAUUUAUCUUGGUUGGACACAACAAAAAUUAA